AUGCACCGAGGCCUCAAUUGUGAUGCCGCCGCGGUCAGCGCCAGCCGCAGACCUGGAUUCAUGGCGCCGGGCGCGUGCCCUCGCCUGCGUGCGUCGAGCUGGGGCCUGGGCGCAUGGCAGCGGCGCCCUCGGUUGCUACGCGGCCUCCUCGCUGGGCAGUGGGCAGGCGCGGUGGUUGUUGGUCCCAUUCAUUGGGCGGUCUCCGACUCCGAGAGUAUUCAAAGCAGCGUAGGCGCUCGCAGGAAGCGGCUGCAAAUGGAUGUCCUGAAUGCUGCCAAACACGAGCGAGAGAAGGAAGAUCAUUCCCACGCGGCCACGCUUCUCUCGACGGUUCCUCCUCGCCUCUCCGGCACCGCCCCAUGCGCCCCUCCCGCGGCUCCCCGUCGCUCCCCUCUCUCCGCUGGCCCGCGCUCCGCACACCUACGCGGGUCUCCUAGGCCGACCCGCGCGCUGUCGACCCAAUUGCCCCUCCUCCGCCAGCUCGGCGCCGAGGACCCGCGCUCCGCCGAUCCGCGCAUCUCCCUCCUCAGCCAGCCCGCGCGCCCCUCCUCCGCCAGCUCAGUGCCGUCGACCCGCGCGCCCCUCUCGCCUCGCGCCCACGCUCUGCCGACCUACGCGGGUCUCCUCGGCCGACCCGCGCGCCGUCGACAAUCGCCCCCUCCUCCGCCAGCUCGCCGCCGCACGCCCCUCUCCGCGCUCCUCUCUCCGUCCCGAGGCCCUCACCGUCGACCCCACGUUCGCCGGACUCCUGCUACUGUGCCGAAUCCAGGACGUCAGGAGAUCCAGAUAGUGCUCGUGUUCCUCGUGCGAGAAGGGAAGAAAGGGACCGGCGUUGCGGGUGCCAUCCCACGCUCACCGUCACCUCCGCGCUCCUACCCCCACUGCGCACUGUCGUCGCUGUCCACUCCGCCCGAAGAACCCGGCCCACGCAACGACGGAGGGGAGCUCCACCACCGCCUCCUCCGCCGGAUUGUAAAGAGGACACCUGGGAAACAUUCAUCGCUGAUUCACUGCUCUAUGAGAGGAAGAAAAGCGUCAUGCCUUCCUCGCCCCUCGCCGUCGCCUGUAACAACAAUUCAAGCAUGGUGGCUGUUAGGGCCUGAAGUCUGAACCAACUGAAGAAGAUAGAACUGAUGCUGACCAGGAAGCCUCACCGUGCACGUAGGACUUGGUGCGGGGCAGCCCGGCGGAGGUGAUGUCCUUGAAGUGAACCUCCAUGAACUUGGCGGCGGUGGCCUGGUCCACCGUCCACCAUGUUCUGGACUUCCAUUACACGAAGUUGCUGUUGAUCAUCCCACAGAGUGCAGAGUUUCAGAUAAGUAUGUGCAGGGUCAUCACAAGUUCAGAACGAGAAAGCAGAGUGAUUGACCACAAACUCAGAUGCUAUGGCCAAACAGAAGGUUUUUUUUUUUUUGCAGAAUGUAAAGGGCAAUUUCGAGUAUAAACCUGAUGGUCACAAGAAAAGAUCCUGCAGGCAUAUAGAAGUCUCUUGUUCUCCGUGUUCUCCCACCUUGGCAUACAGAAUGUUUUUGCUUCAUCAUGCCAAAAAAAGAGAGCAUGGUCGUAAACCAAUCACCUCUUGGAAACGUAAUCAGGGAAAGGCUAGCUCAUAGUUGGAACUGGAACGGCAUAUCAAGGAUCAGCUCACCAUUCACGGUAGAACUUCAUGGUCCUCAUGGUAGCUCCUGCCGCAUCAUAUAUUUCUGUACUUCACGGUGGGAAAGGAGGAACAGAUAUUUUCUUCUUUAACCAUAAAUAAAAACAUUCUACAUCCUUCCUCUUUUU
This is a messenger RNA of Panicum virgatum (switchgrass), 1785 nucleotides long. RefSeq names its product serine/arginine repetitive matrix protein 1-like. The transcript is spliced from 7 exons. Bases 1 to 1110 code for a protein of 369 amino acids. The record is from RefSeq and is a predicted model, not a curated record. NCBI's taxonomy places the organism in Eukaryota, Viridiplantae, Streptophyta, Magnoliopsida, Poales, Poaceae.